CUCGCCUACCCAGCGCCUCGCCAUGGCUGCCGUCCAGCUCACCAAAAAGGCCAUCACCAUCCCCCCGACUGUCCGCACGCUCGCGUCGGGCGUGCCCCUCGCGCCGCACAUCAACCUCGCUGCUCGCGCGCCCGCCGGUCACGGGCACGAGCACGGGCACGGCGCUGCGGGCCCCCGUUCUGACAUCCCUGCCCGGUGGGCGGGCGGUGUAUCGCGGUCGCCGACUGCUGGCCUUGUGUCCAAGAGCUAUAUUUCCGUCCCCGUGACUGGUGUUUUCCAGAGGAGCCUCAUUCACACCUCCUCCGUGGCCCGCGAUGCGCCGCAAGUCCCCGACUUCUCCAAGUACGAGGCGAAGAGCGAGGGCACGAACCGCGGGCUCGCGUACUUCAUGAUCGGCUCGCUCGGGCUGCUCUCUGCGUCCGCAGCCAAGUCGACGGUGACGGAGUUCCUCGCGACAAUGUCCGCGUCCGCCGACGUGCUCGCCAUGGCGCGUGUCGAGGUCGACCUCGCAGCCAUCCCCGAGGGCAAGAACGUGAUCAUCAAGUGGCGCGGGAAGCCCGUGUUCAUCCGUCACCGUACGACCGGCGAGAUUGAGGAGGCCCGCGAGUACGACUGGAAGAGUCUGCGCGAUCCCGAGAGCGACGAGCAGCGCACGAAGAAGCCCGAGUGGCUCGUUAUGCUCGGCGUCUGCACCCACUUGGGUUGUGUGCCUAUCGGCGAGGCCGGUGAUUAUGGAGGCUGGUUCUGCCCCUGCCACGGUUCCCACUACGAUAUUUCCGGACGUAUUCGCAAGGGCCCGGCUCCUCUCAACCUCGAAGUUCCUACAUACGACUUCAAUGAGGCUGAGGGCAAGCUUGUCAUUGGUUGAUAGACCUAUAUACACGUAGAGCAUGCAAUAAUAUUGCGUUGACGGUCUUCACGCGGACGGAUAAUUUUUCUCCUGUCUUGUGUGUACUGAGAACCCGAACAUUAAUCACACCAAUGAUU
This is a messenger RNA of Trametes versicolor FP-101664 SS1, 987 nucleotides long. RefSeq names its product ubiquinol-cytochrome c reductase iron-sulfur subunit. Gene Ontology annotation, biological process: mitochondrial electron transport, ubiquinol to cytochrome c. The coding region runs from base 23 to 868 and encodes 281 amino acids. The record is from RefSeq and is a predicted model, not a curated record. The transcript has 4 exons. Gene Ontology annotation, cellular component: membrane. Lineage: Eukaryota; Fungi; Basidiomycota; Agaricomycetes; Polyporales; Polyporaceae. Gene Ontology annotation, molecular function: quinol-cytochrome-c reductase activity; 2 iron, 2 sulfur cluster binding.